Molecule: messenger RNA, 1350 nt
Organism: Penicillium cinerascens
Lineage: Eukaryota; Fungi; Ascomycota; Eurotiomycetes; Eurotiales; Aspergillaceae
Exons: 2
Coding region: 1-1350 (449 amino acids)
Biological process (GO): transmembrane transport
Cellular component (GO): membrane
Molecular function (GO): transmembrane transporter activity
Source: RefSeq, a predicted model, not a curated record
AUGGCUGUUGUCCAUCUCCGAACAGAUUCCGACAUCCAGGAUCCCGAAUCACCACCUAUCAAGGAUGAUGCCGCGCUUGCAACACCUUCUUGGAGGUACUGGGUGCUAUUUGGUACUCUCUGUCUCAGCGGGUUCGCUGUGACAAUGGAGGGCAGUAUUCUGGUGACUGCCUUACCGACCAUAGCCCGGGACCUGCACACCACCGAGUAUGUAUGGGUGACCAACUGUUACCCUCUCGCUUCCACCAUUUUUCAACCUUUGGUCGGCUGGAUGGCCGAGGUAUUCGGGCGCAAAUCGAUCAUGCUUGGCAGUGUCCUUGUGUACGGCGUGGGCAGUGCUAUAGCAGGUUUGGCGCACUCGCUCGGCCUCAUUCUGGCCGGACGAAUCAUCCAGGGUUUUGGGGGCGGUGCCAUUCCAUUGAUGGCUGAGCUUAUCAUCAGCGACCAGCUGCUUCUAGCUCAGCGGCCUCACAUGCUGGGAAUGGUCAUGGCUACCUCGUGUCUGGGGUUGGUGUUUGGACCUAUCCUCGGCGGAGUGAUCGUCCAACAUAGUACUUGGCGCUGGAUCUUCUACCUCAACGUCCCCUUCGCUGGAGCCUCUAUUAUCUGUUUGUUUCUGAUGCUCGGCCAUCGGACGGCUGGGCAGAAGAGCGCGGCUAAGUCGCUGCGAGCCACUACGAGGCAAUUUGACUGGCUCGCACGGGUUAUUGUUCCACUGGUGUUGGGAGGUUGUGGCCUGAUCGGGUUCGGCACCUAUGAGCAUAGGUGGGCGGCGAACCCCUUGAUUCCCACCCGACUGCUGUCCAGUCUCUCGUCCGUCUCUCUCUAUAUCCAAAGCUUCAUCCAGAGCAUGCUCAUCAUCUGGGUCAACUAUUUUCUGACCGUGUACUUCCAGGCGGUUCUGGGGGUUUCGACCCAGCAAGCCAAAUUUGACCUCGUGCCCACUAUUGUGGCCCUAGUCGUGUUCUCGAUCAUUGGGGGUGACAUCAUGUCCCGGCUCCAUGGGUUCUGGGCUCUACUCAACAUUGUUAUUGCCUUUACGAUGAUGUCGAUUCGUCUAGGAUUCUUCACAUUCGUCACUUCCACCUCUCCAAACGUGGUACACGUCGUACUGCAGAUUAUCGUCGCGGGCGGUAACGGGCUGCUUUUAGCCACCCUGCUACCAAAUUUGCAGGCCCAGUGUGAUCCCGACGACUUGACUGCGGUCACUGCGCUGUUCAAUUUCCUGCGCAGUUUCGCUCUGGUCUGGGGUAUCAUUAUUCCGUCCAUCAUCUUCGACCAGACUGAAGAACAACUUGAGCCUGGCGCCCACGGACGUCCGUCCCUUGAUGAGCGAGUCAGUCAUUCAUAG